Molecule: messenger RNA, 567 nt
Organism: Prunus dulcis (almond)
Lineage: Eukaryota; Viridiplantae; Streptophyta; Magnoliopsida; Rosales; Rosaceae
Product: probable mannitol dehydrogenase
Exons: 2
Coding region: 1-567 (188 amino acids)
Biological process (GO): lignin biosynthetic process
Molecular function (GO): cinnamyl-alcohol dehydrogenase activity
Source: RefSeq, a predicted model, not a curated record
AUGCCUACGGAUGGGCUGCUAGAGAUUCCUCAGGAGUUCUCUCCCCCCUUUAACUUCAGUAGGAGGCAUGAGAUUGUGGGUCAAGUGACAAGCAUUGGGCAUAAUGUCACAAAAUUUAGAGUUGGAGAUAUAGCCGGAGUAGGGUGCAUAAUAGGUUCGUGUGGCCCAUGCGAUAACUGUAAACAAGACUUAGAAAAUUACUGCCCCAAAAUGUUAUGGACCUUCAAUGGACAUCAUGAAGAUGGGACAAGAGCCUUUGGUGGGUAUUCAGAUAACAUGGUUGUCGAAGAGCGCUAUGCAAUCCUAAUCCCAAAUGGUUUUGCAUUAGCUGGUACUGCCCCAUUGUUGUGUGCCGGGAUCACCGCAUAUAGCCCCCUGAAAUAUUUUGGACUCUCAAAGCUUGACAGACACUUGGGCGUGGCCGAGUUUGGUGGCGUUGGUCACAUGGCUGUGAAGUUUGCCAAAGCUUUUGGAGCGAAGGUCACUGUGAUAAGUUCCUCUCCAAGUAAGAAGAAAGAAGCAGUGGAAAGGCUUGGUGCUGAUUCUUUUUUGGUCAGUCAUAAUUAG